AAAAUAGUUUAAUAAAAUGCCACAUAAUCACACUAACAAGUCGGAAGAAGUACUAGAUCCGGUGGAAGAAAUGCUGAAGAAAACCGGUUGUUUGGAUUUGCACUUUAAAGUGCAAAAGUGCAUUGCUGAGACCCAGGACUGGAGGCAGUGUCAGCUGCAGGUGAAAGACUUCCGUGCAUGCAUGGAGAAGAACAAGAAGAACCACUGAUACUGACUAUAACCGAGGUGUGAGAUGGAGGGCUCUGGAACCCUGGUGAACGGCGCGUGGUUCGCGACAGGCGUGGCUUGUGGCGUGAUGCUGCGCUGGGUGGCCGGCCGGUGGAGGAAGUCCCCGGGACUGAGUGUGCCCCCGCCAAGGAAGGCCAGAGGGAACUUCAAGAUGGUGUUCGUGGUGCGCACGGACUUGGGCAUGGGCAAGGGGAAGAUAGCGGCACAGUGCGCUCAUGCAGCGGUCGACUGCUACCGGCUGGCCCUGCGCGACCGUGAGGGGGUGCUGAGGGCCUGGGAGGGUCAGGGCAUGCCCAAGGUGACGCUCAAGUGCACCGGUGAGGGGGAGGAGGAGAUACACGAGCUGAAGGUGCUGGCCAGGUCACUGGGACUCACGGCGUGCACCAUCCGGGAUGCCGGCCGCACCCAGGUUGAGUCUGGCUCGCUCACCGUGCUUGGGAUAGGCCCCGGUGAGAUUUCCGCCAUCGACCAGGUCACCGGCCAUCUCAAACUCCUCUGAUGACCAUUUGUGGGAAAAUAUAUACUCUCUAGUUAUGCAA
Bacillus rossius redtenbacheri is the source of this 767-nucleotide messenger RNA. Its product is annotated as peptidyl-tRNA hydrolase 2, mitochondrial-like. The coding region runs from base 233 to 727 and encodes 164 amino acids. Gene Ontology annotation, cellular component: mitochondrion; cytosol. The record is from RefSeq and is a predicted model, not a curated record. Gene Ontology annotation, molecular function: peptidyl-tRNA hydrolase activity. The transcript has 2 exons. NCBI's taxonomy places the organism in Eukaryota, Metazoa, Arthropoda, Insecta, Phasmatodea, Bacillidae.